CACCCGGGCCCUGCGGCCCAGCGGACAAGUCAAGCUGCGACAGUCGAGCGGAGAGGACCUGUGCGGGUGCAGUCGAGCAGAGGAGAGCCCCUCCACCAUCCAUACACCGAGAGCAGCCCGUGAUCGAGCACCUGUCAUCAACACAAUGGCCAGGAACAACGUGAUAAUGGUCUCCACCGCACUGUUGGCCGCCCUUCUCCUCGGCACCCUGCCGCUUGGUCGCGCCCAGCCCACGAGCCAGGACGACGCCGACGCGGCCGCGGUCGCGACGGAGCCGCGGACCCCAACCGACGUGAUGCUGGGCGACGAGGCGGUCGCGGACGACGAGGACAUGCGCGGCCGCAUGGCGUUCCUCAUCCUGAGCCUGUGGGACCGCGAGCUCCAGGGCCUGGACGGCGUCGACACCCUGGCCGAGGGGCACGCCAGGAAGAGGAGGGAGACGGUGUUCAGGCCGUUGUGGGUCAGCAAGGACCGGCACGCCCACCGACAGCGUCUGCGGCAGCGCUACUGGGCCGAACUUAGGAGGGCCCAGCGAUUCGGCCGCGACGCCGAGGCCGCGGAGGCGCGUCGUCACCACCACCAGGACGCCGCCGGCAGGCCGCUGUUCCACUUGCGCGCUGCGCAGGCCGAGAGAGCGCUGUCGAGGGCGCGCCGCGCCGCCGCCCCACUGUCCGAGGCCGAGCUCAUGGACGCCGCCGUCGACGGCGAGCUGCAGAGGCUGUCCAGGGUGCGGCGCCAGUGGGCCUUCAGGCCGCUCUUCGUGGGGAAGGAGUCGCAGGCCCGCUACCGCCGCCCGCGCCGAGAUGUCGAUGACGACGACGUGGAGGAGGUGGUGACCGCCGCCGACACCAUGGAGGCCGCACCCAGCCGGCGGCGCCGCGAGUUCGUCGACGUGCCGCUGUUCGCCGUGAAGCAGAUCGAGGCCGAGCGGCAUCGCGAGGAGGAGGAGAUCACGCACCCGCACUACCGCGCCGAGCAGCGUCAGCGCCUGGACCAGGCCGAGGAGGCCGCCCGGGAGUACCGCAACUACUACAGAGGCAACUACCGAGACUACUAUCGCUACUACGGCUAGGCUAGACGAGGCUCGCCCCAGCCGCCCAGCCCUGCGGUACCUGUACUUGCCAUCCUCUGCCGAGUGAAAUGAGGAAAUCUACCGGACCAUAUUUAUUUCUCUGGUGAUUUAAUUAAGUAACUUUUAAGGGGGGACCCCGCAAAACUGUCGAGAUAGUGCCGGACGGACUUCGUUGUCCACCCCGUAAGGUGUUCCUUCUUAUACUUAUUUAUUUUAAGUGAUUCCCGGGAUGAUUCCUCAGUAAAACCACUGUUAUAUUAGUUAUUUAUUGAGUCCUUUGCUAACGUCUUUAUUUUCUGAGGAUAUUUUUUUUCUGAUAGGUUACUUUGUAAUUUUAUUUAUUUAUUUAUGUUCUUCUCUCACUGCUGUACUGCAUUUAGUCUUGUAUCUAGUUGACCUGCUAUAAGCCUGCAGAUUAUAUUGUGAUAUUGUCUUGAUUACUUUUCUUUUUUAUUAUUUUUUUUUUUUUGCUUUAUGAUCAGUUUGUGCUGAGCGACCAACUUGAGGUUUUAUUCUUAAUUGUGAUUCUUAAGUAUUGAUUUGUUUGUGGGCGCCCGCGUGUGUUGACGGCGCCUCUCUUGUUUAUUGAAGAGAAGUGCGGUCAAUCCGCCCCGAGUGCGCGGUUAAGAAUAUGUUUGUUCAUACUUUAUUUUAAGAGAGACAAAAGAACUGAAAUCGCAAUAAAUACAAAGAUAAUAUUUUCCCAA
Messenger RNA from Frankliniella occidentalis (western flower thrips), 1779 nucleotides. RefSeq lists its product as uncharacterized. The coding region runs from base 146 to 1072 and encodes 308 amino acids. Lineage: Eukaryota; Metazoa; Arthropoda; Insecta; Thysanoptera; Thripidae. The transcript is spliced from 3 exons. The record is from RefSeq and is a predicted model, not a curated record.